AUGCAAGACACCGAUCAAAUGGAAUUUAGAGGAGCGAAAAGAUUUUCUAAAAAAAAGAAUUCCUGUCUGAUAUGUCUUAUAACUGGACAUCAUGCGAAGAAAUGUAGGAAAUAUCCUAAAUACGUCAUCUGUGAGAAGAGACAUUACCCAAUUAUGUGCGUAGAAUUACAAAAGUCAACAAAAAAGAGUGAAGAUGAAAAGUCAAUGCUCAAACAGUCGACAAAACAGAGUACUGUUCUAUUGCAAACCGUCAAGUUACAUUUAUUUCACGAAGAUCAAGUUGUUACAGUAAGAGCUCUACUAGAUUCAGGUGCUCAACGCUUUUUUAUUAGAUCUGAUGUAAUUGACAAACUAAAGAUUGUACCUACAGGCAAUGAACACCUAAGGCACAAUUUAUUCGGAGGGGUCUGUAAAAGUCUUGAUAACAAAUAUAAACUACAAAUAGAGGCACUCGAGCAAAAGACAAUAUGCGAUAAUUUGCCAAAGGUGAAACCAGGUAUACUUUUGUCACAACUACAAGCAAAAGGUAUAAAUAUUACUGAUUGUGUUGAUGAAGUGACUGAGAUUUCUUUACUAAUUGGUUCUGAUGUUUUAGGUUCGCUGUACACUGGGCGAUCAGAACAUGUGAGUGAUAAUUUAGUGGUAAUCGAGACGAAAUUCGGUUGGGUAAUUCAGGGACCUACUUCCGGUAUGUAUUCUAUUUUUACUUCAGUACACGCUUGUUCAUUUGAUAUUGAUGACUUGUGGAAACUAGAAUCCAUAGGUAUUAAAGAUGAGGCGCAAGUAAAAAGUAUUAGGAAACGCGAGGAAGAAGUCGAGAAUUUCUUUCGAGAAAGUAUAGUCAGAAAUGAUGAGGAUAGGUACGAAAUUAAAUUACCAUGGAAUGAUACAGCUGAUUUAUUAUCUCCUAAUUAUAAUUUAGCUUUAAAACGUCUUCAUUCAACUACCAAUAAACUCAAUAAAUUAGGCUUAUUGACAGCUUAUGAUGAAGUAUUUGGAGAAUGGUUAGAUAGUAAUAUAAUUGAAGAAGUUGUAGAUGAUAAUCCGCAAAUUGGCCAUUAUUUACCUCAUCAGGUCGUUGUUAAAGACUCUAGCCUUACCACGAGAAUUCGUCCGGUAUUCGAUGCGUCUGCAAUUACUAAAGAAGGUGUUUGUCUUAAUGCUUGUCUCGAAAAAGGAAGUAAUCUUAUAGAAUUAAUACCCAAAUUACUUAUUCAAUUUAGGAAGGGCGCUAUAGGUAUUACUGCCGAUAUAAAGAAGGCUUUCCUACAAUCUAUUCACCCAGAUGACCGUAAAUUUCUCAAAUUUUUGUGGUGGAAUAAUCCCGGUAGCGCAGAUAGAAAACUAAAAGUUUUUAGGCAUCGUCGCGUAGUAUUUGGUGUUACGACAAGCCCUUACCUCCUGUCAGCUACAAUACUGUACCAUCUUGAGAAAUACGAAUGUGAAAUGGCCAGUCUAUUGAAGAAUAGUUUUUAUGUUGAUAACUGCAUUGUUAGUGUGAAUAAUGAAGUCGAAAUGGAGAAAUUUAUCAUCGAAGCUUUAAAUAUUAUGAAUGAAGGAGUAACUUGGAAUUCACAAACAGACGAAUUGUAUUGUAAAGUUCCAUUUCUAAAACAAAUUGAUAAAAAACUUACUAAACGAGUACUAUUAUCGAUGGCUCAGAGCAUUUUUGAUCCAAUCGGGUUUCUUUGUCCUACUACACUGAUACCAAAAUUGUUAAUACAAAAGUGUUGGGAAAGGACAAUGGACUGGGAUAAGGAACUUACUCUCGAAUUAGAAAAGUCUGCAAAAGAAUGGCUCCAACAAGUAUCAUCAAUUGAGAAAUGUCGCAUUCCACGAAGAUUGAGCAAGUGUAACCUGUCUGAUUGUAACAAUACCAUUCAUACCUUCAGUGACGCAAGUCAAUAUGCUUAUUCUGGUUGUGUCUUCUUGAGGUCAGAAUAUGCUGGUGUAGUAACAGUGCAACUUGUGCUUGCUAAAGCGAGGGUUACACCAGUAAAGCCCAUCACUAUGCCAAGACUGGAACUUAUUGCAGCCUUAUUAGCUACUCGAUUAUGUACAGAAGCAAAAUAUGCAUUGCAAUUAAACUGUAAAGAGUACUAUUGGACUGAUUCCAGCAUUGUGUUAGCAUGGAUUAGACGGGGAAUUGGUCUUAAUGUUUUUGUGCACAAUAGAAUUAAAGAGAUUACAGAUAGGAGUCACGUAGAUGAUUGGCAUCAUGUGCCUGGUGAACUCAAUCCAGCUGAUCUUCCAUCGAGGGGUUGUAAUGCUGAAAAUCUUUUUAAAAGUCGUUGGUGGGAAGGUCCAGAUUGGCUUAAGAAAUCCCAAGAACUUUGGCCUUAUUGUGAAGUUCCUCCUGAUGAAAGUGAAGUUAAUAAAGAAAUAAAGAAAACAUGUUUAACUGUCCAGGAAGUUUAUAGAUUUACUGACAGAUUUCUUUAUUUUGGAAAAUACUCAAAAAUUGUUAGAACUGUAGCAUGGUGUUUAAGAUUUAAUAAAUACGAUUGUAAUAGACAGAAUAAGAAGGAUAUUACUGCAGAAGAGUAUGAAAAAGCAGAAAAUCGGUUAUUAUGUUUAAUACAAAGAGAGACAUAUGGAGAUAUCAAUGAAGUGAAAACAAGACUUAAGUUGGAUAUAUUUAAAGACAGUAAGAAUAUUAUUCGUGUAAAAACAAGAUUAACACUAAGUGGUGAUACAGAAGACUUCGUAACUCCGAUGUUAUUGCCUGGAACAAAUUCAAUAGUGAAGCGACUUGUUCAUCGGAGCCAUGUUCUUGGUCUUCAUGCUGGAACUCAAACUCUAAUUAAUAUAUUAAGGGAAGAAUAUUGGAUAGUUGGUAUUAGAAAAUUAGCAAAAACUGUCGUACGUGAAUGCAUUAUAUGUAAACGGCAUAACGUUAAAGCUUGUACUGUACCUUUAGCCCCGUUACCUGCUGACCGCGUAACAUGUAGAGUACCCUUUGAAGUAACAGGAGUUGAUCUAGCAGGACCGCUAUAUCUUAAAUCAGGUGAUAAGUGCUGGAUAGUAGUAUUUACUUGUGCUACUUACCGAGCCUUACAUCUGGAAUUAUGUUCUUCACUUAGUACAGAAGAGUUCCUUUUAUCCUUAAAGCGCUUCAUUGCUAGAAGAGGUAGGCCCAGAAUCAUAUAUAGUGACAAUGGCACUAAUUUUCGAGGGACGAACAAUAUCUUAUCGACUGUUAAUUGGGAUGACGUUUCUUCCAAAAUAUCAAUCCAAAAAAUAUCAUGGCACUUUAUUCCACCUCAAGCGCCAUGGUGGGGUGGAUGGUGGGAGCGUAUGGUUCGUACUAUAACAGAAAUUUUGAGGAGAGUUUUAGGCAAAGCUGCUCUUUAUAUCGAAAAAAUUAAUACAGAUCUACAACAAAGAUUUCGAUCAGAAUAUUUAUCUUUACUAGUACAAAAGAACACUAAAAACGAGAACAAUCUCCAACCUGGGGAUAUCGUGCUUAUAGGUUCAGAUGAUUUGAAGCGCGUUAACUGGCCUUUAGGUCUCAUUUUAGAGAUAUGUUUAGGUGUUGAUAAUGUCGGUAGGGUAGCACGUGUUAAAACAGCAAAGGGUGAACGUGUUCGUGCACUGCAACGUUUAUUUCCUUUAGAGUUAUCGAGGUUAGAGAGUAUUCAGUUUCCACAGUCAUCAGGGUCAAAUGAUAAAGUCGCAGAUCCCGCUCUUGAGCCCGACAAUCUUUUGAACAAAGACAACACAUUCUGGUCGUCCUGUGAAACUGCCUCGACGUCUAAACCUGUGAUUUAUUUUUAUUUUAUUGUUGUUCUUUAG
Messenger RNA from Achroia grisella, 3795 nucleotides. RefSeq lists its product as uncharacterized. The coding region runs from base 1 to 3795 and encodes 1264 amino acids. Lineage: Eukaryota; Metazoa; Arthropoda; Insecta; Lepidoptera; Pyralidae. The record is from RefSeq and is a predicted model, not a curated record. Gene Ontology annotation, molecular function: nucleic acid binding; aspartic-type endopeptidase activity. Gene Ontology annotation, biological process: proteolysis; DNA integration. The transcript has 3 exons.